AGCGCAUUUCACGUGAAAGUUGCAUUUGAUUCGCGACAUAAGCGGAAGUGACGUAGCUGACGCGACCCUGACCCUACCGCAGAAUGCGCCUGCCCUUACUGGUGGGGGGUGGCGUGCAAACGUGGAGAGCAUCCGGCUCGAGGAAUAAAGACAUGUCACCUUCAUGAGGUGUCCGUUCGCUAUUUGGUGUCAUUACAAACGCAAUCAAAGGAGAGUCGUGGCCAGUGUGCUAUGCUGGGAUGCUCUUGGAGUUAGCCAUUGUUAGCUCGACCCGUCCCGAAAAGAAGAUGACUUCGAGGAAAAACACGCAUCGUUAGCUCGCUUUAAGUAAGUAAAGCUAAUAUUGAUUUACCUGCCCCACCCCUCCCCCAAAUUACACCUUGGAUGUCCACCCCAAUACGGAACCACAUGACGGAAACUGUAAAACAGCGGCACGCUUCAUUGUCAUGAACUGAUUGCCCCAGCCAUGAAGGACACAUUUUAAACGAGAAGAACCAGAACAUCGUCACGCAGCUAUGGGCUUUUGUUCGUCUGGGUGCAAGAUGUUGUGCAGAGUCAAGUACGUUUUCCUGCUGCUUCUCUCCCUGUCUGUGCUGGCGUGGAUUUCCAUGCUCUCGGGCGACAGCGUUAAAUCUGCCCUGGCCCUCUCGGUGGCGAUGCUACCUCUCGUUAAAGAAGAGGACACGCAGAAUGUGGCAAACUCUGGGCCAUCGACAGCGGUUCCCUUAAUGAUACCGACGCCGAGAGCAGAGUGUCCGAAGGAGUCGCCGCUGCUACAAGGAGCGGUGAAGCUGAACUUUGAGCCCUCUCUACAAUUGGAGGAGGUAGAGGGCGAGAACAAGCGAGUGGCCCAAGGCCGCUACCAGCCUUGGGACUGCACAGCCAGACAGAGCGUGGCCAUCCUCAUUCCCCAUCGCAAUCGAGAGCGGCACCUCCUCUAUCUGCUCCACCACCUGCACCCCUUCCUGCAGAGGCAGCAACUCCACUAUGCUGUUUACGUCAUCCAGCAGGCCGGUGAUGGCACUUUUAACCGUGCCAAAUUGCUGAACGUGGGCUACUUGGAGGCGCUGAAAGACUACAGUUGGGACUGUUUCAUUUUCCAUGAUGUGGACCUGGUUCCUGAAAAUGAUCACAAUCUCUACGUCUGUGACUCGCAACCCAAACAUCUGGUAGUUGGCCGCAAUGCCACCGGAUACAAGUUGCAUUACAAAGGCUACUUUGGAGGAGUCACGGCCAUGAGCGGAAAGCAGUUUCGUAAAGUGAAUGGAUUUGCAAACACCUACUGGGGUUGGGGUGGAGAAGAUGACGACCUACGAAAUAGGGUGGAGCUGCAGAAAAUGCAGAUUGUGCGGCCACCUGCUGACAUUGCACGCUACACAAUGGUGUUUCACAAACGGGACAGCGGUAACGAAAUCAACAAGGACAGGAUAAAGCUGUUGAGACAAACGUCACGAGUUUGGAAAAGAGACGGACUGAAUAGCUGCAAAUAUCAGACCUUAUCAGUGGAGAGGCUGCCGCUCUAUAUCAACGUGACCGUAGACAUCGGGAAGCCGUAGGACAGACUUGUUUCAAAUGAGCUCAGCUCAUUGUGAUGCCAUUUGAAAGUGUGGAGUGAAAAGACGACCACAUGCCAUUGUGACUUGCACAUGAUAUCAAGCAGGCAAGUGCAUCUGAAGAAGCGGAAGUGAAAGAGCAAACGCGAUCACCUCUGCAAUAUCCCACUUGGGGAUCUCAAGCUGACCUCUCUGCGGCAACGAAACAGUUCAGCAAACCUUCUCGAAUCGAAUGCAACGCUUGAGCUUUAUUGUUGGGCUCCACAUUUGUCAAACAACACAUUGCGAAAGGGCCCUUCCGUGUGCAGCUGAGGAGUGUCCAAACAUUGAUGUGUUCCCUUUAUCUUUUGACGUUUCCUUCACGGUGUGUCCAUGCAGGACUCGGGACUGCAUGAGGUUGAAAGUACUGAAUGUGAUUAGAGUCAGUUCCUUUUUUUUUGGGGGGGGGGGGCUGGAUUGCACUUUUUGACAUUUCAUUGACAUAUUCUUUCAAAGUCCACAUUGCUCAAACAUAUCUUGGAACAAAUGUCUGGCGGAAAUGUAAAUUGUUCGGACUCAAAAGGUUAAGUGAACACUGGGCCGAGCCAUAUUUUGAAAUACUGGAUGGGCAAAAGACAUCUCGACAUUAUUGCACGACUAAAUUCAACAUUAUUCGUGACUUGUUGAUAUUCAAGGAGCGUUUGUUUUGCAGGCCAAAAAUGCCCUCGAGCUAAGCAAUAAAAAGGGCUGUUCAGCUGAAAUAUAUGAAUGUAUUUAUUUACACACACGACCGAUCAUGUUGAACACUAGUUAUGCGCAACAAUUUCCAAAAUGUGAUCAUUUAAAAAAAAAAAAUAAAUUAUUAUUCUUUGACUGCCUUUUCCUCAAAGUUAAUUUUGUCCUGCCAUGUUCAACGGACUGAAAAGAUGGAAUUUUGUGUGCAACUAUUACAUUUUUUUUUAAAGGGCCUUCUUGCUUUGCAAGAAAAUGGAAUGGUGGUGGGGGAUCAAGAAUACCUUGACGGUGUCUCAAUGUGACCAAUGAAAAUAGCCUCUCGUUAGAACUAACUGCAUGAUGGUUAGUCAUGGGACUCGCAUUAUAUGAUAUCAUAUCUUUGAAGGGAUGCGCGGCUACUUAUGUGUUUACAACAUGCAUGUUUUGUGACCAUCAAAACUUUCUUCCAUUCAUAGGUUGGUUGCAAAGUACAUGAAUGGCACCUUCUGACGAUUUCAGACACAUUGCCAACCGUGAAAGACCAACGUUGCUACAAAUGUUUUCUCUUGAAAUUACGCUUUCUAGAGUCAUAACAAAACAAUUCAUUAUUUGAGAGUGUCAUUGGUGGAUUUUUUUUUUCCAAGUGGCGCUGAGUUUGAUAAAAGAUUCAUUAUGACAUAUUUCCUGGUGAAGGAAAUGUCUAAUAAACUGUUAUUUUCAUAUUGUCA
This is a messenger RNA of Hippocampus comes (tiger tail seahorse), 2974 nucleotides long. It is a transcript of the gene b4galt4, whose product is annotated as UDP-Gal:betaGlcNAc beta 1,4- galactosyltransferase, polypeptide 4. The record is from RefSeq and is a predicted model, not a curated record. Gene Ontology annotation, molecular function: galactosyltransferase activity. The transcript is spliced from 8 exons. Gene Ontology annotation, cellular component: Golgi apparatus. The coding region runs from base 516 to 1556 and encodes 346 amino acids. Gene Ontology annotation, biological process: carbohydrate metabolic process. Lineage: Eukaryota; Metazoa; Chordata; Actinopteri; Syngnathiformes; Syngnathidae.